Molecule: messenger RNA, 5475 nt
Organism: Hyaloscypha bicolor E
Lineage: Eukaryota; Fungi; Ascomycota; Leotiomycetes; Helotiales; Hyaloscyphaceae
Product: Sec7-domain-containing protein
Exons: 2
Coding region: 1-5475 (1824 amino acids)
Biological process (GO): regulation of ARF protein signal transduction
Molecular function (GO): guanyl-nucleotide exchange factor activity
Source: RefSeq, a predicted model, not a curated record
AUGAGCUCAAUAGUGUUUGUGGUAUCGGCCCUCGAAGCUAUUGCGGCUUCGAAGGAGGCACACAAGAAACACCAGCUGAACGACUCGGUCCAAAAAGCGCUGAAAGGCAUCAAGGAACAUGAACCCCAAUUACCAGACCCCGAGGUCAUUUUCGAGCCACUGCAACUGGCGACAAAAUCCGGGAGCAUUCCCCUGACCACGACUGCCUUGGACUGCAUCGGAAAGCUUAUCAGUUAUUCCUACUUCUCAGUCCCAUCAUCGCCGAAUGCAGACAAGGAGGCUUCUCGAGAGCCCCUGAUCGAACGAGCGAUCGAUACAAUAUGCAACUGCUUCCAGGGGGAGACUACACCGGUGGAAAUCCAAUUGCAGAUUGUCAAGUCCUUACUUGCAGCUGUCCUGAACGACAAAAUUGUGGUACAUGGUGCUGGACUGCUGAAAGCUGUCCGGCAAGUCUACAAUGUAUUCCUACUCUCGAAAAGCAGUGCGAACCAGCAGGUGGCGCAGGGGACAUUGACGCAGAUGGUGGGGACAGUCUUCGAGAGAGUCAAGACCCGGAUACACAUGAAAGAGGCACGGCUGAACCUGUCGAGGUUAGGGAAGGGUGCUGCAAACGCGAGCUCAUUUACAGUCGAUGCCACCGAAUCCAUCAACGAAGCCUCGGGCAAUAUGGACGAAUCUGUAGAGGAAAGCGCUGCAUCCGAAGCUCCUUCCAGCGAGGACGGGCCUAAACUCACUCUCAAGGACCUCGAACACCGAAAGAGCUUCGACGACUCGCAGAUGGGAGAAGGGCCUACGAUGGUCACACAAGUGAAGCCUGUGGUGCCAUCGCCACGAUCGAACUCGGGACAGACACCCCCUGAAAGCACCACAGAUGAGGGUAUGGACAGUGACGAGAGCGAGGACGAGGUCUACAUACGAGAUGCAUACUUGGUUUUCCGAUCAUUCUGCAAUCUCAGCACGAAAGUUCUGCCUCCCGACCAACUGUACGAUUUAAAGGGGCAGGCGAUGCGCUCGAAAUUGAUUUCACUUCACCUCAUUCACACCUUACUCAAUAAUAAUAUGCUCGUCUUCAUUUCUCCAUUAUGUACGAUCACCAACAGCAAAAGCAACGAGCCGACAGGAUUUCUACAGGCCAUCAAAUUCUACCUAUGUCUCAGCAUCACACGAAAUGGAGCUAGUUCAGUGGAUAGGGUAUUUGAGGUGUGCUGCGAGAUAUUCUGGCUUAUGCUCAAGUUCAUGAGAGCUCCAUUUAAGAAAGAGAUAGAAGUGUUCUUAAAUGAGAUUUAUCUCGCCCUUUUGGAACGAAGAAAUGCGCCUGUGGCACAGAAGCUAUAUUUCAUGGGAAUCCUACAGCGAUUCUGUGCAGACCCACGAGCUUUAGUUGAAACAUACCUCAACUACGACUGUGACAGGAAUUCUGUCGACAACAUGUUCCAGACUUUAAUUGAAGAUCUUUCAAGAGCAGCCAGCUCUCCCGUAUUGAUCACCCCUUUUCAUCAGCAACAAUACGAAGAGAAAGCUGCAAAAUCCGGGUCAAACGGAUCAGAAUGGCAAUCCCGUGGAACUCUUCCUCCGCCACUUUCUACCGUGCAUAUGAACGAUCGCCACACGACUAUGGAUGAUGAGGUUCCGAAAGAGUACAUCAUCAAAAGGCAAGCACUGGACGCUCUGGUUGAGACUUUGAGAUCUUUGGUCAACUGGUCUCAACAAGGCAUCGCUGAAGUUUCUGGCAACCUAGAAACGGAUACCAGGGCUUCUGAGGAUUUUCGCGAGUCGAUUGAUCCCUCAGCAAACGACAGUUCUUCAAAGAUCACCAAUGGUGAUACCCCAACUCACCCUUCGACCCCGCUAUUGGAUGACGACCCCGAGCAACUAGAAAAGGAGAAGCAGAGAAAAACUGCCCUGAGCAAUGCCAUCAAACAGUUCAAUUUCAAGCCCAAACGGGGUAUCAAACUUUUACUCGAAGAAGGCUUCAUCUCACAUUCUACCCCCGAAGAAAUCGCUCUCUUCUUACUCAGAGAAGAGAAACUAGAUAAAGCCCAGAUUGGAGAAUUCUUGGGCGAAGGCGACGAGUGGAACAUUUCGAUUAUGCAUGCAUUCGUGGACGCCAUGGACUUCACAAAACGGCGUUUCGUUGAUGCCUUGAGGCAAUUCCUGCAAUCUUUCAGGCUUCCCGGCGAGGCCCAGAAGAUUGAUCGCUUCAUGCUGAAGUUCGCCAAUCGAUAUGUAAUGCAGAAUCCCAACGCUUUUGCUAACGCAGACACUGCUUAUGUUCUGUCCUACUCGGUGGUGAUGUUGAACACCGAUCAGCACAGCAGCAAAGUCGUGAAGCGAAUGACGAAGGAGGACUUCAUCAAAAAUAAUCGAGGCAUCAACGACAACGCAGAUCUUCCGGACGAAUAUCUCAUUGGCAUAUAUGAUGAGAUUCGGAAAGAGGAGAUUGUGCUCAAGAGUGAGCGAGAGGCUGCUGCGGCUAAUGGCGUUCCUCAGUCCACGGGCGGCAUUGCGUCUGGUUUGGGUCAGGCGUUGGCAACUGUUGGUCGUGAUCUCCAGCGUGAAGCAUAUUUGCAGCAAUCCGAACAGAUCUCCCAUAGAUCAGAGCAAUUGUUCAAGAACCUCUUUCGAAAUCAGCGCAAGAAUUCCUCCAAGGCUGGAGCAAUCAAAUUCAUCCCAGCUACAUCGUUCAAGCACGUCGGGCCAAUGUUUGACGUGACUUGGAUGUCUUUCUUUUCAGGUCUCUCUGGUCAAAUGCAGAACGCUCACAACAUUGAGAUCAUCAAACUAUGUAUGGAGGGGAUGAAACUGGCAGUUCGUAUUGCAUGCCUUUUCGAUUUGGAAACGCCACGAGAAGCUUUUGUUUCCGCUCUGAAGAAUGCUACCAACCUCAACAACCCAACUGAGAUGCAAGCAAAGAACGUUGAAGCCUUGAAGGUGUUGAUCGAUAUUGGGCAGACAGAAGGAAAUCUCUUGAAGUCCUCAUGGAGAGAUAUCUUAAUGUGUAUCAGUCAGCUUGACCGACUGCAACUGAUAUCAGAUGGAGUGGACGAAAGCUCGAUACCAGAUGUUUCAAAAGCUCGAAUCGUUGCCCCCUCAAGACCGGACACUGCAUCUUCGAGAAAGUCGUCGCAGUCACAAAGACCGUCGCGGCCAAGGCCUCGAUCCACCACCUCAAGCACAAGCUACUCGAUGGAGAUUGCCAUGGAAAGCCGGUCAGACGAAGUAAUAAAAGGUGUGGACCGGAUAUUUACUAACACUGCGAAUCUCUCUGGAGAGGCAAUCGUGUAUUUCGUGCGGGCGCUUACAGAAGUGAGCUGGGAGGAAAUCAAGAUCUCAGGCCAAAACGAAUCGCCGAGAACAUACAGUCUUCAAAAGCUGGUCGAGAUCAGUUAUUACAACAUGACUCGAGUCAGAUUCGAAUGGACAAAUAUCUGGGUGGUCUUGGGCGAGCACUUCAAUCGCGUGGGCUGCUAUAAUAAUACCGCAGUUGUCUUCUUCGCCUUGGACUCUUUACGGCAGUUGUCGAUGCGAUUUAUGGAGAUCGAGGAGUUGCCAGGUUUCAAGUUCCAAAAAGAUUUCCUCAAGCCAUUCGAGCAUGUCAUGUCUAACUCUACGGUGGUGACUGUCAAGGAUAUGGUUCUUCGAUGUCUGAUCCAGAUGAUUCAAGCCCGAGGAGAGAACAUUCGAUCCGGCUGGAGAACGAUGUUUGGUGUUUUCACCGUGGCUGCCCGAGAACCAUACGAGAGUAUCGUCAAUCUCGCGUUUGAGAACGUCAACCAGGUUUACAAGACCCGGUUUGGUGUGGUCAUCUCUCAAGGUGCCUUUGCAGAUCUCAUCGUAUGCUUGACGGAGUUUUCCAAGAACAUGAAGUUCCAAAAGAAAGGGUUGCAGGCAAUGGAGACUCUGAAGUCGAUAAUUCCCAAGAUGCUCAAGACACCAGAAUGUCCUCUAUCGAACCGAUCGAAUGUCAACUCUGAUGGCUCGGCUAAAUCUGCUGACGGCGCCUUGAAGCAAAUCAGUCGAACAAGCCAAGAGGAAGCUUUCUGGUUCCCAGUUCUGUUUGCAUUCCAUGACGUCUUGAUGACUGGAGAAGACCUUGAAGUCAGAUCGAAUGCGCUAAACUACCUCUUCGAUUCUCUCAUACGGUAUGGUGGAGACUUCCCGCCUGACUUCUGGGAUAUUCUUUGGAGACAGCUUUUGUACCCUAUCUUCAUGGUGCUCAAGUCGAAGUCUGAACUGUCGAAUGCUCUCACCCAUGAAGAGCUUUCCGUCUGGCUAUCAACAACCAUGAUCCAAGCUCUCCGGAAUAUGAUCACACUCUUCACCCAUUAUUUCGAAUCGCUUGAAUACAUGCUCGAUAGAUUUUUGGAUCUGCUCGCCUUAUGCAUAUGCCAAGAGAAUGAUACAAUCGCAAGAAUCGGUAGCAAUUGUCUGCAACAACUCAUCUUGCAGAACGUCACCAAGUUCACACCAGAACAUUGGUCGAAGAUUGUCGGAGCCUUCGUAUCGUUAUUCGAAAGAACAACAGCUUAUCAACUUUUCUCUGCUGCGACCUCAUCCUCGGGAGCCGACGGGCCUACGAACGGUGCUUCGCCAUUAGAAGAACUAGGAGACGACAAAUCUCUCAAGAUAAACGGCACCAAUGGCGCCUCCACAUCCGACAUCGAAAGUGUAAACGACGACGAAGCCAAGACGCCCACGACCGCCGCCACGGAUCUCGAAGAUUACAAGCCGCAAUCAGGCCUGCAACAACAACCCGUUGUUGUCACAGCAGCCAGACGCCGCUUCUUCAACCAAAUCAUCACCAAAUGCGUCCUGCAACUCCUAAUGAUCGAAACCGUCAACGAGCUCUUCUCUAACGACGCAGUCUACGCACAGAUUCCUUCCCCCGAGCUACUGCGCCUUAUGGCCCUCCUGAAGAAAUCCUUCCUCUUCGCGAAGAAGUUCAACGAAAACAAGGAGCUACGAAUGAGAUUAUGGCGCGAAGGCUUCAUGAAACAACCUCCCAACCUUCUGAAGCAAGAGAGCGGGUCUGCCGCAACGUACGUGAGCAUCCUGCUACGCAUGUACCACGACACCUCCGACGAGCGGUUGCGGAACCGCUCAGACACGGAAGCUGCACUCGUCCCCUUGUGCGCGGACAUUAUUCGCGGCUUCGUGGAGUUGGAAGAAGAAUCACAACAACGAAACAUUAUCGCAUGGAGGCCGGUUGUUGUCGAUGUGUUGGAGGGCUAUACGAAUUUCCCGCAGGAAGGGUUCGAGAAGUAUGUCGAGGUUUUCUAUCCGCUUGGUGUGGAGCUUUUGAAUAGGGAUCUGGGAGGCGAGGUCAGAGUUGCACUUCAAGGGUUACUAAGGAGAGUGGGAGAGGUGAAGUUGGGGCUGACCGGGUUGAGUUUGGGGGUAGGGAUGAGGGCGGAGACACCGGUUAGUCCUGGUGCGGCUUCGUUCGCGAGUCGUAGGGGGAGUAGAAGGGAUUGA